UGAUGUACGUCACCGGAGUGACACAAAACUCCCACAAUGCAAAGUCACGUAGACCUCAGCUAAACAACAACAAGCGGCAUCUGAGCCUGAAUGGUUUUAAAUAGCCGGUCCGGAUCGUCUGCUCGCCGGGCUGUCCCCGCUGUUUCUGUCCGGAGGUGGUCUGCCGGAGCUGGCUCGUUUUAGCUGUGUCCUCCCACACUGCAGUUGAGGGUUCAGGGUCCAGGAUGGAUCCCGACUAUGAACAUCGCCUCCUACGCCAAAUUAACAUCGAGAAUGACAACUUUAAACUGCAGAACAGUCGGACAGCCGCCGGCUCCCCAUUGUCCUCGCCCACUAAGCUGGGAGACCGAUUCAUACCGACCAGAGCGGGAGCAAACUGGAAUAUCAACUUUCACAGGAUCAACGAAAAUGAGAAGUCACCGACUGUGAACAAAAAAACAAAGGAUGCCUCUUCUGAUAAUAUCAAAGCAGACGGGCUGGCCUACUCUGCUUUGCUGAAGAAUGAGCUGUUGGGAGCAGGAAUAGAAAAGAUCCAAGAUCCCCAGACGGAGGACAGACGUCUGCAAUCGUCCCCGCCCGAGAAGAGGAGUCUCUUCUCUUACUCACUCAACACCAAAAGCUUGUCAUCAGAAGACGGCACCAACAUCUCUCCCUACUCGUUAUCACCCGUCAGCAAUAAAAGUCAGAAGUUGUUGCGUUCACCAAGGAAGGCAACUCGCAAGAUCUCCAAGAUUCCCUUUAAAGUCCUGGACGCUCCAGAGCUGCAGGAUGACUUUUAUCUUAACCUGGUGGACUGGUCGGCUCUCAAUAUGCUCAGUGUGGGGCUGGGCACGUGUGUUUACCUGUGGAGCGCAUGCACCAGCCAGGUGACCAGGCUGUGCGAUUUGUCAGUAGAGGGCGACUCUGUCACAUCAGUCGGAUGGUCUGAAAGGGGUAACCUUGUAGCUGUGGGAACUCACAAAGGCUAUGUUCAGAUCUGGGAUGCUGCUGCUGGCAAAAAGCUUUUUGCCUUGGAGGGCCACACAGCCAGAGUUGGAGCUCUGGCUUGGAACGCAGACCAGUUGUCUUCGGGAAGCCGAGAUCGUAUGAUCCUCCAACGAGACGUGCGGAUGCCUCCGCUCCAGUCAGAGAGGCGCCUGCAGGGACACAGACAGGAAGUGUGCGGUUUGAAGUGGAGCACUGACCACCAGCUGCUCGCCUCUGGCGGCAAUGACAACAAGCUGUUGGUGUGGAACCACUCGUCGCUCAGUCCCGUGCAGACGUACACCGAUCACCUGGCUGCAGUUAAAGCCAUCGCCUGGUCCCCCCAUCAGCACGGCCUGCUUGCCUCGGGCGGCGGCACCGCCGACCGCUGCAUUCGAUUUUGGAAUACCCUGACAUCGCAGCCGCUGCAGUGUAUGGACACCGGCUCUCAGGUCUGCAACCUGGCCUGGUCCAAACAUGCUAAUGAGCUGGUAAGCACCCACGGAUACUCUCAGAAUCAAAUCUUGGUGUGGAAAUAUCCAGCUCUCACUCAGGUGGCCAAGCUUACAGGACACUCCUACCGAGUGCUCUACCUGGCCAUGUCUCCAGACGGUGAGGCGAUUGUGACGGGAGCUGGAGACGAGACGUUACGCUUCUGGAACGUUUUCAAUAAAACGCGCUCGACAAAGGAAUCUGUAUCAGUUUUAAAUCUCUUUAAGAAGAUACGGUGACUUCAAGCACCUUUUUAAAAAGAAAUAAAAUCCUGCCAUCAUCGGCGGAUAGCUCAUCCGCCUGGUGCUAAAGACAUACAGUACAAUCAGAGGCUUAUUGUGAGUGUUCUUUUCACAAAGGGAAUGACGGCAACACCUAGCUUUAUUUUUUUAAAUUGUGUGAAAAAUUCUUUUGCACCUGCUGUGAAUGUAUUAUUUUUAUUAUAUGCUUAAAAAAUGUAAAAGUGGGUGUUUUUUGUUUUAUUUAAACUUUUGUCAGUAUACAAAACUAGAAAUCACAAGCCUUAAGAAUAUUGAUAUCAUCUGAAAUGUGUUUUGUUUACCUCAUCUUUAAUUUAUUUAACAUACUUAUUAUACAACAGACAUUCAGAGACUUAUUUUUACACCAUUUCUCAUAGGAUGGAAGUUUGGAGUGAUUUAAUGACAUGUUAUACUAUGAGUAAAUUUAAAAAAAACAAACAAACAAAAAAACCAAGCACCAUGAUUAUUGUGACCUUUGGACUGUGGUUGAGAGGAGGUGACUGAAUACAAAAAGUCUAAUGCUGUGCAUUUAGACGUCUGCUGAAUUGCUGAUUAUUUGCAGUAAAACAAAUAAAAGAGCCACUUUCUGA
This is a messenger RNA of Oreochromis aureus, 2305 nucleotides long. Its product is annotated as fizzy-related protein homolog. Gene Ontology annotation, biological process: positive regulation of ubiquitin protein ligase activity; positive regulation of anaphase-promoting complex-dependent catabolic process; anaphase-promoting complex-dependent catabolic process. The transcript has 14 exons. Gene Ontology annotation, molecular function: protein binding; ubiquitin ligase activator activity; anaphase-promoting complex binding. Bases 225 to 1694 code for a protein of 489 amino acids. The record is from RefSeq and is a predicted model, not a curated record. Gene Ontology annotation, cellular component: anaphase-promoting complex. NCBI's taxonomy places the organism in Eukaryota, Metazoa, Chordata, Actinopteri, Cichliformes, Cichlidae.